Molecule: messenger RNA, 1392 nt
Organism: Seminavis robusta
Lineage: Eukaryota; Bacillariophyta; Bacillariophyceae; Naviculales; Naviculaceae
Source: the annotation of a GenBank genome assembly
AUGACUGGACAACAAGGAGCUACCACACUGUGGUCUGGCUUGGAGACCAGAGGCAUGAAAGAAGCCAAGUGUUCGUUGCUGCUGCAAGAAGAUGCUGCUUUUGAACCCAAGAUCAAGGCACUCCCCAAACAACGGGUGCUCGUAUACCAAGACAAGGGAUUCCAUCCAAACAGUGCUAGCUCCAAUCACAACAGUGCUGCUAACGGAUCCAAUCCAAAUGGGGCAAACAACUCUAAUGAAGACAACUUCUACGUCGACUUCAAAGGAUGCACCAUCUUGCAAUUAGAACCUUCCUUUGGACCCACACCCCAACGAACCAUGCCCGUCACUCUCACCGUAGGAGGCCGUUGUAUCUUCACACCCGAAAACUAUCAUGACUUUAGAGUCAUGAUGCGCACCAAGGAACAGUCACGAGAAAUGGAUAUCGCACCCAACGGAAACUUUGAUUGGCCCGAUGUACAGUCCAUGCUGCUCUGUCCACUCUGUGGAAGCAAGGCGCCCAUCCCACAAGAAAGAGACGAAUACGAACUGGAAUACUGGAUGCUCUUCUACCCACUCUUACAAAUUACCGUCAUGAAGGGAUCACAAAUGACACUCGGAACUAGAACCGUAUGUCGCUUAACGUGUCUCGAAUGCAUGGAAAACUUGUUGGAGGGAAUGGUACUCACCGUACAACCUGGAUCUUCGGCCACCAACUCCACCAAGAAUACGAGACUCUCAUUCACGCUGCCGGCCUCUAAUGUUCUCGCAGAGGCUGGAUCGGCUUCAUUCCUCGAAGACGGACCACCAAGACCCGAAACACAUCCACACGUUGACGAUAUUCUGGAUGCAUGGACCUUGUACAAUUUGUGGGAACAUUCCGGUGCUUGGGAAGCUCUACAGAAUGACUACAGAAUCGUUCUGUCACGAUCCAUGCAAGGAGACGGAGGCGGCGGGGCUGGAGAUGAAGAUGCAGCCGCUGCAGCUGGAGAAGGGGAUGGACAAGCCGCAUCAUCCUCAUCGGCACAGCAACCUCGGUUGCGAGAAAAACUUGGAAAAGCAUGUGGUAACCAAAAAUGCAAAAAAAUACAAGGCAAGAAGGAUCGCACUUCGGGGGAAAUCAUUCGUCUCACCGUACGCUGCAAAGAGUGCUUCUCGGAAUUCUACUGUAGCAAGAAUUGUCGAGAAAAGGCACGAGAAAAACACAAACCGGACUGUCUAGCCAAGCAACAAGAACGCAGGGAACGAAGAGAGAAGAAGGCCAAACGGGUACAGUGCGAUACCUGUGGCCAAAAACUACCGUACACACAAAUGAAAAAAUGCUCCCGUUGUCGACAAGCUACCUACUGCAGCGUCGAAUGCCAACGCGCCGCAUGGGCCGAUCACAAAGCUCACUGCGUCAAACGGGGGUAA